AUGGAUCAAAGUCUAUAUUUCAGACUUCUUGUCAUUGCUCUCUGCUCAUUAUCUGAAUGCAUUCAGAACCAGUAUUACUAUAUAAACAUGAAUAGGAACUGGACUGAAGCUCAGAGAUACUGCAGAGAGAAGUACACAGAUCUGGCCACAGUCAACGACAUGAACCACAUGAACGAGCUGAAGAACAUUGUGAAUAACAAUCUGGUAAACGUCUGGAUUGGACUGCGGAAUACAGGUGUUUAUACAUGGAAGUGGUCUCUGGGUGAUCCUGUGAACUAUCUGAACUGGCUCAGUGAACCAACAAACAGCUUGUAUAAUUGUGCCGUUAUGAGGAAUGGAACAUGGCGUCAGCAGGACUGUAAUGUGGCAUCACAGUUCAUCUGCUACAAUGGUGAUAAAGCAUACAUCAUUGAACCUUCCAGUAAAACAUGGAGAGACGCUCAGAGUUUCUGCAGACAGCAUCAUACAGAUCUGAUCAAUGUGAGGAACCAGACUGACAAUCAACUGAUCCACAACAUCAUUAAUAAUACUGAGACAUCUGUCUGGAUUGGUCUGUUCGGUGACUCGUGGGAGUGGUCAGAUAACAGUGACUCUGCCUUCAGAGACUGGGGGACUGGUCAACCUAGUUUUCAUUAUGACGGUGUUUCUGAAGACUGUGUAGAGUUCAGAAUGAAUGAGCAGGGAAUAUGGAAUGAUGUGGCUUGCACUCUCUGCUCAUUAUCUGAAUGCAUUCAGAACCAGUAUUACUAUAUAAACAUGAAUAUGAACUGGACUGAAGCUCAGAGAUACUGCAGAGAGAAGUACACAGAUCUGGCCACAGUCAACGACAUGAACCACAUGAACGAGCUGAAGAAC
Triplophysa rosa is the source of this 855-nucleotide messenger RNA. RefSeq names its product C-type mannose receptor 2-like. The annotation marks the transcript as partial. The transcript has 4 exons. Lineage: Eukaryota; Metazoa; Chordata; Actinopteri; Cypriniformes; Nemacheilidae. The record is from RefSeq and is a predicted model, not a curated record.